Messenger RNA from Eremothecium cymbalariae DBVPG#7215, 1164 nucleotides. RefSeq names its product 60S ribosomal protein uL3 (gene RPL3). NCBI's taxonomy places the organism in Eukaryota, Fungi, Ascomycota, Saccharomycetes, Saccharomycetales, Saccharomycetaceae. Bases 1 to 1164 code for a protein of 387 amino acids. The transcript has a single exon. Gene Ontology annotation, biological process: ribosomal large subunit assembly; translation. The record is from RefSeq and is a predicted model, not a curated record. Gene Ontology annotation, molecular function: structural constituent of ribosome; RNA binding. Gene Ontology annotation, cellular component: cytosolic large ribosomal subunit; ribosome.
AUGUCUCACAGAAAGUACGAAGCACCACGUCACGGUCAUUUAGGUUUCUUGCCAAGAAAGAGAGCUGCCUCCAUCAGAGGUAGAGUCAAGUCCUUCCCAAAGGACGACAAGUCUAAGCCAGUUGCUUUGACUUCCUUCUUGGGUUACAAGGCUGGUAUGACCACUAUUGUUAGAGACUUGGACAGACCAGGUUCCAAGUUCCACAAGAGAGAGAUUGUUGAGGCUGUUACUGUUGUUGACACACCACCAGUCGUUGUUGUUGGUGUUGUCGGUUACGUUGAGACUCCAAGAGGUUUGAGAUCCUUGACCACUGUUUGGGCUGAGCACUUGUCUGACGAUCUAAAGAGAAGAUUCUACAAGAACUGGUAUAAGUCUAAGAAGAAGGCUUUCACUAAAUACUCUGCCAAGUACGCUCAAGACGGUACUGCUGUUGAGAAGGAAUUGGCUAGAAUGAAGAAGUACGCUACUGUCAUCAGAGUUUUGGCUCAUACUCAAAUCAGAAAGACCCCAUUGGCCCAAAAGAGGGCACACUUGGCUGAAAUCCAAUUGAACGGUGGCUCUAUUUCUGAGAAGGUUGACUGGGCUAGAGAGCACUUUGAGAAGACUGUCUCCGUUGACUCUGUUUUCGAACAGAAUGAGAUGAUUGACGUUGUUGCUGUCACCAAGGGUCACGGUUUCGAGGGUGUUACUCACAGAUGGGGUACUAAGAAGCUACCAAGAAAGACUCACAGAGGUUUGAGAAAGGUUGCUUGUAUUGGUGCUUGGCAUCCUGCCCACGUCAUGUGGACCGUUGCCAGAGCUGGUCAAAAUGGUUACCACCACAGAACCUCCAUCAACCACAAGAUCUACAGAAUCGGUAAGGGCGAUGACGAAGGUAACGCUGCGACUGAGUUUGACAGAACCAAGAAGACCAUCACCCCUAUGGGUGGUUUCGUCCACUACGGUGCUGUUAACAACGACUUCGUCAUGGUUAAGGGUUCUAUUCCAGGUACCAGAAAGAGAGUUGUCACCUUGAGAAAAUCCUUGUACACCAACACUUCCAGAAAGGCUAUUGAAGAGGUUACCUUGAAGUGGAUUGACACUGCCUCCAAGUUCGGUAAGGGUAGAUUCCAAACCCCAGCUGAAAAGCACGCCUUCAUGGGUACCUUGAAGAAGGACUUGUAA